Haemorhous mexicanus (house finch) is the source of this 2733-nucleotide messenger RNA. It is a transcript of the gene TRMT6, whose product is annotated as tRNA methyltransferase 6 non-catalytic subunit. The transcript has 11 exons. Gene Ontology annotation, cellular component: nucleus; tRNA (m1A) methyltransferase complex. Gene Ontology annotation, biological process: tRNA methylation. Lineage: Eukaryota; Metazoa; Chordata; Aves; Passeriformes; Fringillidae. Bases 235 to 1683 code for a protein of 482 amino acids. The record is from RefSeq and is a predicted model, not a curated record.
CAGUGCUAUUUCCCAGAGAGGACCCCGGGGGAGGCAGGCCCUUUCUCCGCAGCACAGCGCGGGGAAGGCUCGGACAACCGCACAGCGGAGCCCCGGGGCCGGACGGGCGCUCGCUGCCCUCAGAAGCGGCUCCCGCCUCCCGCGCUGCCGCACUGCGCAGGCGCGCCCGCCGGGACCCCGCCCGCGGGGGUUCAGCGCCUGCGCGAAGGCCCGGCGCGAGUGGCGGCGCCGGCCAUGGAGGGCUGCCCGAGCGCGCGCAUCCGUGAGGGCGACUGCGCCGUGCUCAAGCGGGACGAGGUCUUCAAGGCGGUGUCGGUGCUGCGCCGCAGAAAAAUAAUUUUUGAGAAGCAGUGGUUCUACCUGGAUAAUGCCAUUGGACAUAUUUAUGGAACUACGUUUGAAGUAACCAGUGGUGGAAACCUCCAGCCAAAGCAAGACGUGGAAGAGACUACCACAGAAACAAAGGAAGCAGGGACAGAUAAUCGUAACAUAGUUGACGAUGGGAAGUCUCAGAAACUGACUCAUGAUGACAUAAAGGCUUUGAAGGACAAGGGUAUUAAAGGACAGGAAAUAGUUCAACAGUUAAUAGAGAACAGUACAACAUUCAGAGACAAAACAGAAUUUGCUCAAGAUAAAUACAUAAAGAAGAAGAAAAAAAAAUAUGAGGCAGUUAUUACAAUUGUGAAACCAUCCACUCGCAUCCUUUCAACCAUGUAUUAUGCAAGGGAACCUGGAAAAAUUAACCACCUGAGAUACGACACCCUGGCUCAGAUGCUGACUUUAGGAAACAUCCACGCUGGCAACAAGAUGAUUGUCAUGGAAACGUGUGCAGGCCUGGUGCUGGGGGCUGUGAUGGAGAGAAUGGGGGGCUACGGAUCCAUCAUUCAGAUGUACCCAGGAGGGGGACCUGUUAGAGCUGCCACCAGUUGUUUUGGGUUUCCCAAACCUUUUUUUGAUAAUCUUCAUGAAUUUCCUCUCAGCAAAGUGCAGAGUCUCCUGUCUGGGACAUUCAGUACAGAGACUCUGCCUGCAGACCCUGAGGAGAAUGCACUGGAGGAAGAGGAAAGCAAUGGAUUGAGUGAGGAGAAACAGACUGCCCUGCAGGAAACAGAGGAGGAACCUGCUACUGAAGCACCUAUGGAAAUCAAUCCAACAGAAGAGCAAGACACAAUGGACAUUAGUGCUGAAGAUGUAGAGUUUAAAGAGACCAAAGAAAAAGAAAAUAAAGAAAAUGUCCGGGAAAAGCAUAUAAAACAGUGGGAGAGAAGGAAAAAGCUGAAAGAAGCUGCUGCUUUGCUGAGAGAGAAGAAUGCUGAUGGCUUAAUUGUAGCCAGCAAGUUUCAUCCCACACCCUUGUUACUUUCUUUAUUGGAAUUUGUUGCUCCUUCGAGGCCUUUUGUUGUCUACUGCCAAUAUAAAGAGCCCUUACUGGAAUGUUACACCAAGCUGAGAGAAAGAGGCGGAGUCAUCAACCUGAAACUGUCUGAAACUUGGCUACGGAACUACCAGGUUUUACCAGAUCGCAGCCAUCCCAAGCUGACCAUGAGUGGAGGUGGAGGGUACCUCCUGUCUGGCAUCACUGUCGUCUUGGAGAAGGGCAAAUCUGAUUCCAUUAACUCAGAAGCACUAAAGAUGGAAGAGCCAUCAUCUAAAAGAUGCAAACUUCAAGACCUUCCUUGUUAACAUUUGGAGAGUGACUCAUGGUUUAGAUCUCAAGAGUUUAGUGAAAUAACAAGUCCUUUUGUGCUGUUGGCAGAACAGGGCUGUGCCUGUCGUGCAUCUGUCAGAGGAAGCAGCAGAACUGCAGGAGAGGGAGGACUCACCUGCUCCUUAGCAGUUCACAUCAUCUGAAUGUCAAGGAAAACCCUUGGGAGCAAACAUCCCACUGAACCCACAGGAACGUCAAGAGAGAGAGAUCAAGAGCAGACAAAGCCUCAGUGCAUCCAAUCUGUUUGUUGUCAAAUCUGAAUAUGAGGUAGUUUUUUAAAAGGCUGAGUUGGAAUCAAUACAUCCCACUUAGCUUUCCGUUCUCCCAGAAAGGCAGCAGAAGAUUCCCCUCAGGAUUUCACGUGGUGAUCUGCUCCCACUUGGGACACAGAACUCAGCUCUGUUCAGUGAUUUAAGAAAAUAGAAUGGACUGCAAAAAUCAUACACUUUUUUUUUUUUUUCCAAAGGAACAAUAAAAAGAGAAAUCUAAUAGUAGAGAUGACCCCAUGCUUACAGCAUGACUCCACAUUUUUUAAAAAUAAAUACAGAGGAGAAAGUGCAUGUUCUUAAAUUAAAAUGCUAAAUAUUUAAACAAUGUCACUAUUAAUAUUGUCUGUCACUUUCCGAGACAUUUUCUGAGAGUUGCUGCAUGUUUUUAAGAUAUGACUAUUUUGAAAACUGCUGUAUGUAUAUUUAUUUAUUCUACUGUUAGAUCAUUCAGAUGUUGGGCUUUUUUAUCAAAUUUUUUUAACUUUGCAUUUGUCAUUUCAAUUAAACUACAGGGUGUUUUUCCCUAAAGAGAUUUAUCUUUUUUCUUUUCCCUCUUUUUGGAAAUAAAAAGAUCCAGCACAGGCUUUAAGAGGACAGUACUCUUCUGGCUGCACCCCAUUGCACCCCAGUGGGAGCUCAUAGGGCCAGGAGGGCUUGGCCUCCAUUCUGGAACUCCCUCAUCAGUGUCUGGACUGACUAGACAGAACCUGGCGCUUUGGGAUCAAGUGCUAAGACUUAAUAAAGCUGUAAAAUUCA